CAUUUUGAAAAGAUCUAAAAUGACCUCAGUGUCAUCCAAAAUUUGCGUUGCCGUUGUGUUGGGAGCCUUCGUUUGUUUGUUUGUUCGGGUUAUGCUGUCAACCUGGCGCCCUCAUUAAAAACAAUGUGGCAGCAGGGGUCCGCAAAGGUAGUAGCUGCCAUCCCAUCCUAUUCCAUCUCAACUGCUGCUAUCCAUUAGCUACAGUCUCUGUUCAGUUGUUGGAGUCACUUCGUUGGUCCCUUCCUUUUUAAUAUACCUUGAAGCUAGCUAGCUACGGUAGCACAAACUAUCUUUCUCACUGUUGAUCUUCUGAAGCCAUGACGUAUGAAGAACCUGAUGAAGAGGAGAUUGUACUCGAUGAUGAUGAUGAUGUCGAGGAGGAAUCGGGACCCGUCAACGAUAUAGGGAUUGAGGUCUAUGCCAUGAUGGGAGACAUUCAAGCCAUUAGCAAGCCACGCAAGGGUCUCUUUCGGAAGAUUGGAGAGUGGAAUCGUCGAAGAAAGGAACAACGGCUCCAGGUAGAAGAGGAGCCGCCAGCGAACGAUGAAGCCGCGGACUUGCUAUCGGCGCUGGCACAGGGGAAUGAAACUGAUCUUCUGAUGAUGGACAAUCAGACAUCAUCAUUAGGUCAGGGGUUUGCCUUGUCUCCAGUCACAAGUGGGGUGGCUUCUUUGGUGGAGUCUUUGCGGGUUAAGAGUGCUCCUUAUGCUGCCACAGCUCAGAUACCUCUGGCUCUGGUGAUACUGAUGCUUGCCCUUAGGGCGUUUUGGUAUUAUCGGCAGUAUCAGACCAAGGAUCAGAAGACAUUCGGGGGUGAUAGUUCUGCCACCACAACGGAUGCACGCAAAUUGCUGGGCGAAUAUCCCAAAUCCAAUGGAUCCAAUGGCGCCGGACUGAAGCAUGAUCCCACUGCCUUUUCCAAAGGAAAUGGUACCAAUGGCCAUACGGUGGUCAUGACGGCUCAGACAGCUUCCACUACCAUCCAGCACCCCGAGGAAGACAAGAUCCAGUCUACGUUGGAGCGGGAAAUGCGGGCGAGACAAGCUUUGGCGGAUGAAAAUCGAGCACUUCAAUUGGCGUUGGAUACCCACAAGUCGACGGUAGACAAGUUCUCUACGGAACUUCAGGCCCGGAAUGAACGCUUAUCCGUAUUCGAGAAUGAACAGGACACGGUCCGACGGGACCUGUCGGCACAAAUUGAAGUCCUCAAGCAAGAAUUGCAAGAGCGACAAAAGCAAGAACAGGGAAAUCUUAAAUCCAAAGAAUCACUCUGCAAUGAUCUAAUUACCAAAAUCAAAGCACUCAACCAGGAUUUGGAAAACCAUGAAAAACUGUGGCAAGGUGUGGCCCAAAAAGCACAACAAAAGGAAACAGAGUCGGCCAAGAAGGUAAUGAGCCUCCAGCAGUCACUCCGUGAAGACGAGGAACAUCGUGUCGCGGCCUUGAGGGCCAAGGAAGAGGCGCGGGCCGAGUUGAAUGCUCAGGUGUCGUCCUUGGAAAAACAGCAAAACCAACAGGCUUCCCAACAGGUGUCUUUGGAACAGCAAAUGGGAACGUCUGUCUUUUCUGCCACGGAAGCAAGGCUUCAAAAACAACUCGAGGAGGAGCAAAAACUCGCAACCACCUUGAACACCAAAAUGCAAGUCUUUUCAGCGGAGUUGGCAAGCCGCGAGGAACGCGUGUCGACACUGGACGCUAAAAUGAACGAGGUAGAGCGAUUGUCUGUGGUCGAGCUCAAACAGCUGCAACAGGAAUUGCAAAAGCAAGUGGUCCAAAGAGAAAAACUCCAACAAGUUGCUGUUGAAAUGACCCGAGUACUACAGGAGAAACGGGAUCAAUGUGUGCGUCUACAGUCGCAGUGGGAGACGUCCAAGGCAGAACUCAAGGCUUUGGAUGAACGGGUGGCCACUCUGACAGCCAGUGUGGCCAAGCGUGAGGCCAUGGCCAAUUCAAGGAUCCAAGCAGUAGAAAAGAAGCUGGAAGAAGAACGCCGGCAAGAGCAGAUUUGCAAGCAGGCGACCGAAGCUACGAACGACGAACUUUUCAAGAAACAAGAAGAAUUUGUGCAGCUGACGACGCGAAUGGACCUCUUCUUGAAGGAACUGCAGUUCCGCGAUGAACAAGUUGCUAGCUUGGAGAACAAGUUGAUGGCGAAGGAGGAAAGGACCACCAGUGAAAUCAAGGCACUCAGCGAGCAGCUUAGUAUCCAGCGGGAACGACAGGAUUCCUGGAACAAGACCACUGAAGAUCUUCAGCAAAUGUUGAAGGACAAGAAGGCUCAGGUGGUGGGACUAGAAACGCGGGUCGAGUUGUUUGAACGGGAAUUGAAAAAUCGUCAAGAUACUGUUGCUGCCUUGGAAGCCAGGAUCGAGGAGAACGAGGAAGAAGAGGCUGCCAAGAUGGAACCCUAUCGCAGGGAGUUGCGGAGAUUGCAAAACGAACGCGACGACUGGCGUGAGAAGACCGAAGAAAUCGGUCGGGUCCUGGAGGAGAAGAUUGACCAGACCGAAGGAUUGUCGACACGUCUCAGGCUGUUCCGAGUCGAGCUCAAGGCCAAAGACGAGCGCUUGACUGUUCUCAAGAGCACAUACCGAGAUAAGAAGCAAGCUGCCUACGUAGAGAUGGCACCCGUAAAAGAAAAACUGGAAGAGCAACGAGAGCAACGCGAUUUCUGGGCUGCAAAGAUCGAGGAUAUAGAUCGUGUGCUGAAGGAAAAACGCGCCCAAUGCGUAGGCUUGAAGACACGCGUACUGCUUUUCGGCAGGGAGCUCGAAACCAAGGAAAAGCUCACUGCCGCUCUGGAAAGCAAGCUUGCUGACAAGGAAGAAGUUGGGGGUGCUGCCAUUGCGUCACUCCGAAAGCAAUUUGACGAGCAAGUGAAGGGGCGUGACGAGUGGAAGGAGAGCACUGAAAAGGUCAAGCAACUUUUGGUCGACAAGCGGAAGGAGUCCGCUGGAUUGACAUCGGAGCUCAAGGUACUCGUCAGUGAUCUUCAGGGUUACCAGCAGCGUAGGGCAGCUCUUGAAGACCGGAUGAAACAGCAGCGCAACAUCUUCAGCGGUCGAAAGGUGGCCUUGGAAAAGCAGCUAAGUACGUGCAAGGCACAUUGUGACGAAUGGAAAAACCAAACUGCGGGCCUGAGCCGAGAGUGUCACAAUGCUGAGCAGUCUAUCGUGGGUCUGAAGACUCGCGAUAUGCUAUUCAAAAAGGAGUUGCAGCAGCGAAGAGAAGCUUUGGAAACCCUCGAAGAACAGUUAGAAGAGAUGGAGGAAAAGAGUGCUUCGAAGAUGGCACGUUUUCGACAGGAGAUGGCUGCGUCCAAAGUGGAACACGAGGACGGAGUUGAGAUGACACUGAAGCUGAACAAAGAGCUCAAAGACACCAAGCGAGAGUGCAUUGGGUUGACCACAAGAUCAAAGCUAUUUAAAGAUGAACUUCAAAAGCGCGAGAACCUGGUUGUUGAGCAAGAGCAGAAAGUCGCAGAUGCCAAGGAGCAAGCAGCCGACGUUUUGGGUCGCAUGAGAGGCGCGCUAGCAGGCAUGGAAGGUGAGAGGGACGAGUGGACGCAGAAGGCCGCCGACGUCGAUAGACUCGUUGCGGAAAAUCAAGAACAGACGGUGGGCUUGAGCACGAGACUAGAUCUUUUUAUGGCGCAAGUUAUGGAAUACGAGGAAACUGUCUCCCGUCAGGAGACCAAGCUUCGUAGCCGACAAAGCUUGUCGUCGAUGGCCUCGACCAAGUCUGAUCUUGACGCGGCGAAGACUAAACGCGACGAUUGGACGGCAAAGGCAAUCGAUAUCCAAAACAACUUGAAGCAGAGGAAAUCAGAGAUCACUGGCUUGAAGACUCGCCAGAAACUUUUUCACUCGGAAAGGGAAAGUCGCAAACAAAACGUCUCGAUAAUUAGCCAGAGACUAGUUGAAAAGGAGAGAUUUUUCAAGGCGAAGAUUGCACCACUGGAAGACGGGCUCAAAAACCUAAUUGGGCAGCGAGAAGAGUGGGUGUCUAAAGCAGAUGGUAUCGACAAGAUGCUUGCUAGGAAGCAAGAGGAAUGCCUGCCAAUUUCUGAAAAACGUCAGGCGGUCAUUGACCAGCUGACCCAAUGCAUGCAACGCAUCAAAAACCUCGAAUCUCUUCUAAAGGAUGAAGAAGAGUUCAUUACCUACAAAGUAGUGCGACUAAGAAGAAGCGUCGAAGAACACAGGAACGAACUUAAUGAGUGGGUGGAGAAAACAAAAGAAGUCCAGGGGCUGCUCCGUGGGAAAGAGGGCGCCGUUGUUGGAUUGAAUAAUCGGUUGGUUGCCUUUGAAGGCGAAUUGAAGGCACGAGAGCGUGCAGUUGCGAUCGUGGAAUCAAGAAUCGCGGAGAACGACCGAUUGCUCGCUGAGGAGACGUCUUCGAUCAAGUCGCAGAUCGCAGCGGCACACAACUUGCGCGAUACCAUCAUCGAAACUACGUUAUCAAAGAACCAAGAGUUGAAGAAGAUGGAAGAUACCUGCUCAGCCAUGGAGGUUCGCCGAAUGCUGUUCGAAGAUGAGAUGCGCAUGCGCAAGGAGAGGGUGACGUCCUUGCAAUCCAAGCUGCAGGAAAAGGAGGAAGAUUUCUCUUUUCAAAUCAAAGCUCUGAAAUCGGAGUAUUCCUUGAAAGCAAGGGACCUUGCCAAAUGGAGGGAGUCUACGAAAGAGGUGGGCCGUCUUUCGAACGAAACAGAAAGAGAGUGCGUUGGCUUGGCAACGAGGCUUCAGCUAUUCCUGGUAGAGAAAGAAAAAUACGAUUCUCAGGUUGCUGAGCUCGAGGUGAAAUUCAAAGCGAAAGCCAACGACACCGUGGAAAGAAUGACUCCAAUCCACAACAGGUUGAGACAGGAACAGCGAGAUCGCGAUUCCUGGGACCAGAAAACGACUGAAUUAAAUGGACUUCUGCAGGCUACCCGUAGAGAAAUUGUUGGGUUAAACACACGCUCCAAGCUCUUCAACAAGGAGCUGAAGCAGAAGGAGCGAGGUGUGGCCAAACUCACCGCAAGAAUCAAGGAGAACGACGAUGACUUUGCCGAGCGCAUGACGCCACUGAUGCUUGAGUUAAAUGCUCAAAAACAGGGCUGUGGUGCCUGGGAAAGGUCAACUGAGAACGUGCAGCGCAUGCUUGAGGCAACAAUGAGUGAGUGCGCAAGCAUCCCGACCAGGUUGGACUUGUUCCGCCGAGAGCAAAAGCUGAGGGACGAUGCUGUCGCCCAAUUAGAAGCAAGCAUUAGCAACACAGACGAUCUCGUGGCAGUACAGCUUGGAUUCCUGCUGAACGAGUUGCAGCUUCAGCAAAAGCAGCGAGGAAAGUGGAAGAAGGUCACUUUGGAAAUGCAUCGUUUGCUGAAAGAGACUAGGGAACAGGUCGCAGUCCUAACAGAGAGGCUUGAUAGCAACCAAGUGGCCCUUCAGAAUCACGAUGAAACUAUCACCAGCUAUGAAACAGCUCUUCGGGAUGGUCGAGACAUGGCGUAUCAACAACUAGCAACGAUGAAGAAGGAGGUCAACUUCCAGCGCCAGAAUCGAGAUAAGCUACGAAAGUCGACUGAGGAGCUUAGUCGCCUCUUGGAAGAUGCAAAGGUGACUUGCAAUGAUUUAACGGGAAAACUCCAGUCUACCAGAGCCCAGGUGCAAGGGUGUACGACGGCCAUUGAGCAGCUUGGAACCAGAAUCAACGAAAAGAAGGCACUUGAUGCGUCGCAGAUCGAAUCUAUUAAGCAGCAACUCAAGGUGCAUCUGGACCAGCGAACUGAAUGGCAGGAGAACACGGACCAAAUGAGACAGCGUCUCAAGGAAAAGCAACAAAUGUGCGCCGAUCUCCAAACCAAGAUAACCUUGCUGAAAAGGCUUCAACAAGGGGACGUGCGUUCUAGUUUGUCACUGGACGAAUCCGACAACACCAGCAACCCGUAUCUCGGAGCACCAAACGGGAUCUCGGCGCAUCUGGACCGAAUCAACGACAUUACAACUGGGGCGACCAAGAAGAAGUUAAGUGCCGAAGCGCAACUGACGUCCAAGAUGGAAUCGCUGGAAGCGGAAUUGAAAAUGCAGCAAGAAGAAGAGAAGAAGUUGAGUGACUCUACGCAACAAUUAGAACGGGAGUUGGGAGACAAGGCGUCUCAGGUUACGGCUUUGACUGGGCAGCUCCGAUCUAGUGGCUUUGAUGUUGAUGCGAUGCUGAAAGAAAAAGAGAAGCAGCAAUCAAGUCUAAACUCAAGGCUGGCAAGCCUCACGGGUGAACUGCUCAACCUAUGAGCAGCGUGCAAGUGAUUAUCAGUGUGAAGGUGUAUUCCUGGGGUAGCUAGAUAAAAGUAUGUAGGUCAAUUAAUUGUAUUUGGAUUGAACUUGUACCGGUGGCUGCGUGUCCUUAUGUCAGGAUUGAAUGAUCAAUCGAAUCAUCCUGUGAGAGAGCGGAAGGAACGUAAGGAGAAUCCUUGCUCAGGACGCGAUG
Molecule: messenger RNA, 6471 nt
Organism: Seminavis robusta
Lineage: Eukaryota; Bacillariophyta; Bacillariophyceae; Naviculales; Naviculaceae
Source: the annotation of a GenBank genome assembly